UAGUCUCAAACCAUGAAUUAUGUGGGACAGCUGGCGGGGCAAGUGAUUGUCACUGUGAAGGAACUCUACAAGGGCAUUAACCAGGCCACCCUGUCUGGGUGCAUCGACGUCAUCGUGGUGCGGCAGCAGGAUGGUACCUACCAGUGCUCGCCUUUUCACGUGCGCUUCGGGAAGCUGGGUGUGCUGCGGUCCAGGGAGAAGGUGAUUGAUAUAGAAAUCAAUGGUGAUGCAGUGGAUCUUCAUAUGAAAUUAGGUGACAAUGGAGAAGCUUUCUUUGUAGAGGAAACGAAAGAGGAAUAUGAAAAACUUCCCGCUUACCUUGCCACCUCGCCAAUUCCUACUGAAGAUCAAUUCUUUAAAGAUAGUGACCCCCUUUUGAUGAAAUCAAGUGGAGAUGAAAGAUUACCUCAGAGUGCAGGCAUCUCUCACAUUUUAGAAGCGGAGACAGUUUUCACUCCAGGUUCUGUAAAAAAGAAAAAGCGAAGGCGCAAGAAAUAUAAGCAAGACAGUAAGAAGGAGGAUCAGCCUGCUGCUCUUGCCUCAGGUGACGCAUUGGAUGUGGAGAGAAGCUCCGAUGAUGAGACGCGAGCCCAGUCAGCAAGAGGAUCUUCAAAUGCUUCUUUAAAGGAAGAGGAAUACAAAGAGCCUUUGGUCUUCCAUUCUGGGGAUCACUACCCUUUAUCUGAUGGAGACUGGUCUCCUUUGGAAAACACCUAUUCUCAGGCAGUGUGCCCCAAGAGUGAUUCGGAGCUGGAGGUAAAACCGGUCGAGAGUCUGCUGAGAUCCGAGUCUCACAUGGAGUGGACGUGGGGCGGGUUCCCAGAGUCCACCAAGAUAAGCAAAAGAGAGAGAUCUGACCAUCAUCCUAGGACAGCUACAAUUAUGCCUUCAGAAAAUACCCAUUUUCGGGUGAUUCCCAGCGAAGACACCCUCAUGAGUGAAGUUGAGAAGGACACAUCCAUUGAAGACACAGUCUGUACCAUAGUGAAGCCCAAGCCCAGAGCCUUGUGUAAGCAGCUGAGUGAUACAGUUCCCACUGCAGAACCUCGUGACCCUCCUCUUGAGAAUCCUCCCAUUUCAUCUAUGUUAGAUGCAGACAGUCUUCCUAACCCAUCACCAGCCGAGACGGGCUCAGAAUUAAAACCAGCUGCUAAAGUAGACUCACCAUCAAAGAAGAAAGGUGUCCACAAGAGAAGCCAGCACCAGGGGCCUGACGACAUUUACCUUGAUGACUUAAAAGCCCUCGAACCUGAAGUUGCUGCUCUCUAUUUCCCUAAAAGUGAAUCAGAUCCUGGCAGCCGGCAAUGGCCCGAGUUGGACACACUCUCUGGCUCCCAGUCCCCUCAGUCUGUGGGAAGCGCAGCUGCCGAUAGCGGCACUGAAUGUCUCUCCGAUUCUGCCAUGGACUUGCCCGACGUCACCCUCUCACUUUGUGGGGGCCUCAGUGAGAAUGGAGAAAUUUCUAAAGAAAAAUUCAUGGAGCACAUCAUUACUUACCAUGAAUUUGCUGAAAACCCUGGACUUAUAGACAACCCCAAUCUCGUAAUACGGAUCUAUAACCGUUACUACAACUGGGCCUUGGCUGCUCCCAUGAUCCUUAGCUUACAAGUAUUUCAGAAGAGUUUGCCUAAGGCAACAGUUGAAUCCUGGGUCAAAGAUAAGAUGCCAAAGAAGUCUGGUCGGUGGUGGUUUUGGCGUAAGAGAGAGAGCAUGACCAAACAGUUGCCAGAGACAAAGGAGGGAAAGCCUGAGGCUCAGCCGUUGAGCGACCUGCCACCAAGCACACAGGAGCAGGCCAGUACCAGGCUAUCUGAAGAUGACUCAUCAACUGAUGAAGCAUCUCAAGAGCUUGAGGAAUCCAUCAAAGUGGAGCCCAUUCCUGGGGAGCGCCUGGUCCAUGGCAGUGCCACUUCCUACAAGAAGUCCCUCAGGCUCUCCUCUGAGCAGAUAGCAAAACUGAAGCUCCAGGAUGGACCAAAUGAUGUUGUAUUUAGUAUUACAACCCAGUAUCAAGGGACCUGCCGCUGUGCGGGAACCAUUUACCUGUGGAACUGGAACGACAAGGUCAUCAUUUCUGACAUCGAUGGGACGAUAACCAAGUCUGAUGCUUUGGGCCAGAUCCUCCCGCAACUGGGUAAAGACUGGACUCACCAGGGCAUAGCAAAGCUCUACCAUUCCAUCAAUGAGAAUGGCUACAAGUUUCUGUACUGCUCCGCCCGCGCCAUCGGCAUGGCUGACAUGACCCGUGGCUACCUCCACUGGGUCAACGACAAGGGCACAAUCCUGCCUCGGGGCCCUCUGAUGCUGUCCCCCAGUAGCCUCUUCUCCGCCUUCCACAGGGAAGUGAUAGAAAAGAAACCAGAGAAGUUUAAAAUUGAAUGUCUAAAUGAUAUCAAGAACUUGUUUGCCCCGACCAAGCAGCCCUUCUAUGCUGCGUUUGGAAACCGCCCAAAUGAUGUGUAUGCUUACACGCAAGUGGGCGUUCCAGAUUGUAGAAUAUUCACUGUAAACCCCAAGGGGGAGUUAAUACAGGAAAGGACCAAAGGAAACAAGUCAUCGUACCACCGGCUGAGCGAGCUUGUGGAGCACGUGUUUCCUCUUCUCAACAAAGAACAGAACUCCGCCUUUCCAUGCCCAGAGUUCAGCUCCUUCUGCUACUGGCGAGACCCAAUCCCCAGCGUGAACCUGGAUGAACUGGCUUGA
This is a messenger RNA of Elephantulus edwardii (Cape elephant shrew), 2703 nucleotides long. It is a transcript of the gene LPIN2, whose product is annotated as lipin 2. Gene Ontology annotation, biological process: positive regulation of transcription by RNA polymerase II; triglyceride biosynthetic process; fatty acid catabolic process. The record is from RefSeq and is a predicted model, not a curated record. Gene Ontology annotation, molecular function: transcription coactivator activity; phosphatidate phosphatase activity. Bases 13 to 2703 code for a protein of 896 amino acids. Gene Ontology annotation, cellular component: cytosol; endoplasmic reticulum membrane; nucleus. The transcript is spliced from 19 exons. NCBI's taxonomy places the organism in Eukaryota, Metazoa, Chordata, Mammalia, Macroscelidea, Macroscelididae.